UAUUGGUAGAUAGAAAAAAUCAGUGUUUUUGAGUGUUUUUCCCUCUCAUUGUUUGAGAAGAGAGGUAACAAAACACAAUGAGGUCAAAUAGUGCAGACGAGAUAAAUCUUGGCGACGAGCCAGGUGCACAAGAUGAGAAGAUAUUUGUGUCUGUGAGGGUGAGGCCAAUGAAUGCAAAGGAAACCGCAAAGAAUGAUUUUUGUGAUUGGGAAUGUGUGAACAGUAACACCCUGGUAUACAAGAAUGCCGUGGCAGAACGAUCAACGUACCCAAAUGCCUAUACAUUUGACCGAGUUUAUGGAAGUGAGAGUACAACACGACAAGUCUACGAGGAGUCAGCCAAAAGAGUUGCUCUUUCAGCUCUUGACGGCAUUAAUUCAAGUAUAUUCGCAUAUGGGCAGACAAGCAGUGGGAAGACGUACACCAUGACUGGCGUCACUCAAUAUGCAAUAUCUGACAUAUUUGACUACAUAAGCAAGCAAAUUGAUAGAGAAUACGUGUUGAAGUUUUCUGCCAUAGAAAUCUACAAUGAAUGUGUUAGAGACCUUCUUAGUGCAGAUGGUACUCCACUUAGACUCCUGGAUGACCCGGAGAAAGGGACAGUUGUAGAUAAACUCACUGAAAUCCAACUGGAGGAUUGGACCCAUCUAAUGGAACUCCUUGCGGUGUGUGAAGCUCAAAGAAAGAUAGGGGAGACAUCUAUGAAUGAAAUGAGUUCAAGAUCUCAUCAGAUUAUCCGACUGACAAUUGAAAGUACUGCCAAUGAAUUCUCAGUGGACAGUGCAAGCACUCUUACAGCUACUGUGAACUUUAUUGAUCUAGCAGGAAGUGAACGUGCUUCUCAAACAUUAUCAGCUGGUAAACGGCUGAAAGAAGGUGGUCACAUUAAUCGCAGUUUACUAACACUAGGAACUGUUAUCCGAAAACUGAGCAAAGGGAGAAAUGGUCAUGUUCCAUACAGAGACUCGAAGCUAACAAGAAUACUACAAAACUCUCUUGGAGGCAACGCACGAACAGCGAUAAUAUGUACUUUGAGCCCUUCACAUGCUCAUCUUGAGCAGUCAAGAAACACCCUUCUAUUUGCUGUUUGCGCCAAGGAGGUCAGGACCAGUGCGCAGGUUAACGUGAUCAUGUCAGAAAAAACAUUGGUAAAACAGUUGCAACGAGAAAUGGCUAGAUUGGAAAAUGAGUUGAAGAAUAUGUCGGGGUCAACUAAUGAUUCUGAGGCAAUACUUAAAGAAAAGGAGCUUCAUAUACAAAAGAUGGAGCAAGAGAUAAAAGAUUUGACCCAGGAACGUGAUCUUGCUCGAAUUCGCCUAGAAGAAAUAUUACAAGCAGCUGGAGGCGAUCAAAAUUUACCGCCAUGGAUCGAUCUUAGUUCAUGGGACGGAAAUUCUGUAUCUACCCAUCAGCAUAGCAAUUCAUGGGAUGGGCAUUCUCCGUCUAGCCACCAUCAUAGCAGUUCAUGGGAUGGACAUUCCGCAUCAGAACCUUAUGAGGUAGCGGCUGAAGCUCCUCUUCCCUCCACUGCUUCAGUCAAUACAUACAGUUUCCCAAAGAACCAUAAACUACACAAUCCAAAUGAGGACCACUACUCUUUUGAUCCUAUCACCCCGCGUGAUUUUAUGAAUCAAUAUUUCGGACCUGACCCAACCCAGGAAUGGGAAAAGUCUUCUAAAAGAACGAGGACCAGGUCAAAUUCAGUAGAUAGCAGCAAAGAAGUAGAACUUAUCGAGAAAGAUGAGGCCGAUGAUGAUAAUGAUACAGAUACCGGCGAUCAUAACCAAAAUGUAGACAAUGUGAAUGAUGUUGAAAAUAAACAUGAAGAACAAUCUCCUCAUUUAUCAGCAUCUCCUUCAAGAAGCACAAGUUCGAAAAGAAGCACAAGUUGCUCUGCGAUUGUUGAAGGAAAUCUAUCUGAAGUAGCUGAAGAGAAUGUGAUAGCUGAAUCAAAAUCAGAUUCGGAUCUAAGAAAACUAUGUCAACAAGAUUCUCAGGGUUCAACCAAGAGCGUUGAUGAGGAUGAAAAGCAGCAAUCAGAUGGAGGUAUGAUUAAAACACUAGAAAAAGUCAUGAAAGAAGACCUAAGAAGAGCGUAUGAUUACUGCGCGACCAAGGCUACACCUAAAGCUGCAGAAUCAGAAGAUACUUUCAAAGACUGUUUUGACUGGUCUUUGAUGUUUGAGGAGCAAAGAAAGCAGAUAAUUGAGCUAUGGAAUGAAUGCAACAUACCAUUGCUUCACAGGACCUACUUUUUCUUGCUCAUCAAAGGAGAACCAUCAGACUCUGUAUAUAUUGAGGUGGAGCUGAGACGACUAGCUUUCCUCAAGAAAACACUGGAUGAGGUUGCAAGUGCAAGGGCUUUGAAUCUCGAGAGAGCGAUGCUAUGCAGGAAACUUUUGAAGAAAUUCACAGCAAAGGAAAGAGAGGCCUUGUUCGAGAAAUGGGGCAUUGAUUUAGAAUCGAGAAAUAGGAGGUUCCAAUUGGCUCAACUUUUAUGGACAAAAACAGAUGACAAUGAGCAUAUCAGCGACAGUGCUAACAUAGUCGCAAAACUGGUAGGGCUUAUAGAGCCAGACAAUACACCAAAGGAACUAUUUGCACUGAGUGUCGCUCCCAAACAAGAAGCACCUCGCAGCUUUCUCUCCACUUGGAGAAACAGCCUCUCAUUGCUAAGAUAUUAAGUUGUCAUGGUUUUAAAGAUAUCUUCUAUAACUAACAGAUAAAACUUGCUAAUUUACUAAUAAUAUUGUCACAUAAUCAUAUCCUGCCCUGUUAAAUAUACAUUCAAGUUCAGCUAUUUGAUGCACACUUUUGAGAUCUUUUUGGUAAAUCUUUUUCAAUUGCCAGAUUGGUCGAAACCACAACAUGUUUGUACUUAUUUGUCUAUACUUCAUUGAAUAAAAAUUGUACUAGUAACACUUUA
Erigeron canadensis is the source of this 2926-nucleotide messenger RNA. RefSeq names its product kinesin-like protein KIN-7F. Bases 78 to 2684 code for a protein of 868 amino acids. The transcript is spliced from 13 exons. The record is from RefSeq and is a predicted model, not a curated record. Gene Ontology annotation, molecular function: ATP binding; microtubule motor activity; microtubule binding. Lineage: Eukaryota; Viridiplantae; Streptophyta; Magnoliopsida; Asterales; Asteraceae. Gene Ontology annotation, biological process: microtubule-based movement.